AUGAAUAUGUAUGCAUCGGCCAGUGAUGAGAAGACUACUGUGACGGCUACUGUGAAACCGGCUGAGAAGAAGAGUGUUUACGAAUCAUUGAAAUCCAAAUACCAAAGUUAUUCAGUGUAUAAUAAGAUGGUUGAAUCCAUGUUCAGCAACAUCAUCAACAGCAACGACAAUGUGACCGAAGAGGAGACCCUCGAGUUGGACAAAGCCUUGUCUCAGAUGUUUCCCUUCGGCGGACCCGCAGAACAUUAUAUCAACUCAAUGGAUGAAUACUGCGGCGCGUUUUGGCGAUAUUACGACAAAUUGGCCGAAGCGGUGGCGACACAACCAGACCUGAAGUUUGCAUUGGAUAUGACGGUGACGUACUUCGGGGCGGGUGCCAAAUACGUUUGUCCCAUUUACUCGUACGGCUCGUCGUUCUGUGCGACACUGGCUGAGAAAGCAGCGCCCGCACACAUUAAGCAUCAAUACGACUCCAUUCUUCUCAAUAUGAUCUUGACUUUUGGCAGAAUAACUAUGUAUGCAUCGGCCAGUGAUGAUGAGACCACUGUAACGGCUACUGAGGAGACCACUGUGACGGCCAGUGAUGAGGAGACCACUGUAACGGCUACUGAGAAGACCACUGUGAAGGCUACUGUGAAGCCCACUGUGAAAGCUACUGUAAAGCCUACUGUGAAGGCUACUGUGAAACCCACUGUGAAGGCUACUGUGAAGACCACUGUAAAAACCACAACCACUGUGAAACCGACUGAGAAGAAGAGUGUUCUCGAAUCAUGGAGAUCCAAAUACAACCAGUAUUCAGUGUAUAAUCAGAUGGUUGAAAACAUGUUCAACAACAUAGACAUCAAGAGCACCGGCAAUGUGACCGAAGAGGAGACCCUCGAGUUGGACAAAGCCUUGUCUCAGAUGUUCCCUUUCGGCGGACCCCCAGAACAUUAUAUCGACUCAAUGGAUGAAUACUGCGGAAAUCUUGCAAACAAUUUCAACUUAUUAAAGAGUUUUGUGGGCCGCAAGUAUAAGUACAACAUGAUAGUGAAAGUGGCCAUCAGUUUAGUUAUUGUCAAACUAAACGAUAAGAAUGUGGGCUAUUGCAGUGAUGAUGACAAUAAAAAGGAAUACCUCGAAAAGCUGAAAAGAGUUAAGGACACCAACAUGAAAUUGAUGGGAUGUUACGACGAAUUGGUCAAUACGGCUGUCGUACAGCAAAGAAAAAGCUUCUCCAUUAAAACAACGGGUGCAAUUUGUUGGUAUGACGCGUUUUGGCGAUAUUACGAUAAGUUAGCCGAAUUGGUGAAGACACAACCAGAACUGCAGUUUGCAUUGGAUAUGACGGUGACGUACUUCGGCGCGGGUGCCAAAUACGUUUGUCCCAUUUACUCGUACGGCUCCUCUUACUGUGCGAAAGACAUACCUCUAGACGCCGCUCACGGCAUUAAACCGGAAUACCAAUCCAUUCUUCUCAAUAUGAUCUUGACUUUUGGAAAAAUAACUAUGUGCGUAAAACACGGUUUGAAUGGCGAAUCCAAUAAUACAAACCAUAGUAAAUGGCGUCAAUUGGCUGAAGACAUGUUCAAUGGACAGGCGAUUAUGAUAAGCAAAGCCAAAAGUAAUAUAAUAACUGGCGUUAAAUCGUAUGCCAUUAUAGAGCCCACAGAAAGAGAGACCAAAGCGGCCGACGAAGCCAUGAAUUAUAUUGUCUCUAUCGGUACCGACAAACUGUUGGACACGUUUGAAAAACUGGACUACUUUUGCCGUGAGCGCAAAGAGUUGAUACACGAGGCGAACACUUGGAUAAUCAGGAAAUACACGUUUAACAUACAAAUCCGAUUUGUAAUGUCUAUAAUGCUAUCGAGAAUCCAACGCCAGAACAGUGUGUAUUGCGCUGACGAUCACUUUAAGCGAAAUUACGUUACGUUCGCACAAUUUUUAACACCUAUUAAUCCAUUGCUAACGUCUAUUCGGCACAAGUUUGUGGACAGUUUGGUCGCCGUCCAGAAUUCGCACAUCGGUAUAACAAAAUUUGUUGGUAUGAAAUACAUGUUCAAAACUGAUAUCACACAUACUCUAGUCUUAACUGCUUACUGGCGAUACCGAACCGAAACCGAGAACGCUGUUAACUCGACAUCUAAAGAGCUGAAAGUGUUUGUCACAGAUAUGAUGGACUCGUAUUUUGGCGGAGGAAUGGGUUGUCUGUGUUUUGUGUUUUACAAAGACUCCUAUUCCUGUUCCGCAUAUAAACCGGACCCUCCGGUCCCACACUUAUACGACUCUAUGCUUAUGAAUAUAGUGGAUGCUAUGGCUAAGAUCACAAAUGUUGCUUUUAAAUAA
Medioppia subpectinata is the source of this 2325-nucleotide messenger RNA. The record is from the annotation of a GenBank genome assembly. Lineage: Eukaryota; Metazoa; Arthropoda; Arachnida; Sarcoptiformes; Oppiidae.